Morus notabilis is the source of this 941-nucleotide messenger RNA. Its product is annotated as chaperone protein DnaJ. Gene Ontology annotation, cellular component: nucleus; cytoplasm. The record is from RefSeq and is a predicted model, not a curated record. NCBI's taxonomy places the organism in Eukaryota, Viridiplantae, Streptophyta, Magnoliopsida, Rosales, Moraceae. Bases 144 to 548 code for a protein of 134 amino acids. The transcript has 5 exons.
AACAGGACCAGCAUCAGAUUAUCUCCUAAAAAUCGCUCCUCCCGAGUCGGCGAGUCUCAUCCCAAUCUCAACGACCCAAAACUCUCUCUCUCUCUCUCAAUACUUUCUCUCUCUAGAAAACCUGCAAUUUUUGGAACGACAGCAUGAUUUGGGACGAGUGGGAAGAUUACAGCGUUCCAGGCGGCGAAGAAUCCGACCAACACUCUCACCUCAAUUUCGAUUUCUUAUCAAACCUCUCCAAGCCCAAGGAUUACUACAAGAUUUUGGAAGUUGGCUAUGACGCUACGGACGAUGCGAUUCGAUCCAAUUACAUACGCCUUGCCCUGAAAUGGCAUCCGGAUAAACAGAAAGAUCAGGACAGUGCCACCUCCAGAUUUCAAGAGAUAAAUGAGGCUUAUCAAGUUCUGAGCGACCCUGUAAAGAGGAGAGAAUAUGACAGUAAGGGGAUGCUAUAUGUCUUUGAUUACAAUUUAAUUGAGUAUCUCAACCGUUACAAGGGCCUCAUACUGACGUGUAAUGGAUUGGGGAUAAGGCAUUCAAUUUGGUAAAGCCAAUACAACAUGCACAGAUAGAUAUCCUUUUCAGUACAUCCGGGAGAAUUUGCAUAAUGAAAUGCGACAUAAUUUUUGAAUCUGCAAGUGGCUCAUUUGAGGACAAGGGCCUGUGGUCUGGGUGCAUUGAGGGUUACUACUGGCUUGUGCUUAUGUAUAAAUAGAAACAAGAAUAUCACCAUCAUUGUGUGACAUCUUGUACUUGCCUAUGUUACCUCUUGUUGGAGGGUUGUGAUUAAAUAAUAAUCUUCUCUCUUGCUUAUAAUUUUAUUAUUAAGCAAGCAAAGAUUACUGUAUAUACACGUAUAUAUUCACACACACGCACACACGCACACUUUCAAAUCAAAAGCUUGUUGUCCUAUAAGAAGUGUGUGGCGAACCACCUGCGCG